GCAAUCCCUCGUUCCUCCAAGAAGAAGACAAACACAAACCAAACCACAACAGCAGCGAUGAUGAGUGAGGAUGGCGGCAAGGAGGCCGAGGUGUUUGAGGUGGCAGAGAGUGGUGGCGGUGCUGGGAAUGGGAGCGAUGAUGGGCUUGGCUUGAAGCGUGGGUUCUCAUCAACAACAACAAAAGGGAGCGCUUACCACAAUGGCGGAACAGGUCUGGUGGACAACGGAGGCUUUGAUUCGGAUGAAGAUGACGAUGAUGUGGCGGCGGCGGAGCUGGUGUGCUGUGGCCGCUUUCCAAAGUCUGUGCCGUUUCUCAUUGGCCAAGAGUUCUGCGAGCGGUUCAGCUACUACGGCCUCCGUGCCAUCCUCGUGCUGUACUUUACAAACUUCUUUGGCUUCAGCGAUACGCGGGCCACGGUGCUGUAUCACGUGUUCAUCAUGCUGUCGUACCUGACGACGGUGUUUGGUGGCAUCUUGGCAGACUCGAGCCUGGGCAAGUUCCGCACGAUCCUGUACCUGAGCUGCGUGUACUUUGCCGGCAACACGGUGAUGGCGGUGACGGCGAUCCCGAGCGUGGCUGGCGACCCGCCCAACUGGGCCGGCGCCAUGAUUGGACUGCUGCUCAUCGCCAUCGGCACGGGCGGCAUUAAACCGUGCGUAUCCGCCUUUGGUGGUGACCAGUUUGGCAGUUCCCAGCAGCAUCUCUUGCAGACGUUCUUCGCUGCGUUCUACUUCUCCAUCAAUGCCGGCAGCACCCUCAGCAUGAUCAUCACGCCCAAACUUCGGGCUGACGUCCACUGCUACGGCAACGACGAGUGCUACCCAGUGGCGUUUGGACUGCCUGCUGUGCUGAUGGCAAUUGCAACGGCCGUGUUUGUGUUUGGGCGAUCGAUGUAUCGCAUCGACAUCCCCGAGCGCAACGUCAUCCUGGAGUUUGCCAAGGUGCUCAAAGUUGGCUUCAUGCACAAGUUCUUCCCUGCCUCUGCCCGUCGUGCCGCGGCCGUCAGCGCCGUCUCCUCCGCGUCGUCGUCUUCACCGUCCACGCGAUCCCCAUCACCGCCACCGCUGCCGACCACCGCCGCUGCUGCCGUGGGAGCGCUCUCGCCGCCGUCAGCGUCGUCAACAUCAGCAGCAGCAGCGGCGGCGGCAUCAAUGCGACCACGUGCAGCGCAGCACUGGCUCGAUCCCGCACGUGAUCGCUUUGGCGACGCGUUUGUCAACGACGUGCGGCAGGCGCUCAGCGUGUUUGUCGUGUUUAUCCCCGCGCCUCUCUUCUGGACGCUGUUUGACCAGCAAGGGUCGCGGUGGACGCUGCAAGCCGAGCAGAUGCGCAUGUUUGACAUGGGGCCGCUGGGGCGAUUCCGGCCCGACCAGAUGCAGGCGGCAAACGCCAUUCUCGUGCUGAUGCUCAUCCCCGUGUUUGAACGCUUUGUGUACCCGGCACUGAAGCGGCUGCGCAUUCCGCACAGUCCCCUCCAGCGCAUGAUCUCCGGCAUGGUCCUGUGCGGCGUGGCGUUUGUCGUCUCGGGCCUGCUGCAGGUGCGCAUUGACGCGGCAAAGCCUGACCUCUCAAUCCACCACGGGUUCAGCAACCUGCGCAUCGUCAACUUUGCCGGCACAGACGUGAGCGCAUUCAUCACGGGCGACCUCAGCGUCUCCACCACCACCGCCGCCACCAGCAACACGCGCAUUGCUCGCAGCGAUUAUCAUGUUGGACAUGUUUACGGCCGCAGUGAGCGCGGCGAUGUGCUGUUUGGUGGGAAGCGGAUGCUUGACAACGAGACGCUUGCAGACGGCACGGCGACGCGGUACACGCGCGUGCCGGCAACCGGCGCGGACGUGCGCGUCGUGGUGCCGGGCUUCCCCGCGUACACCAUCAUCAACCUCACGCUGUCGGAGGCUGCACGCCACUCUGUACACGUGUUCGUGGACAGCGGGAGCGGGGCGCUGGCACACGUGCUGACGGCAGACCACAGCGUCCGCAGCUGGGUGAACCCGAAUGACGAGGACGGUCGCGCCACAACAGCGGCAGAGGACAGCGCGCGCAUCAAGUUUGUCAACCUCACUCCGCUUGACAUUCAAAUUACGCGAGAGAAGAGCAGUGAAGGCAACAAGCAGCAACAGCAGCAGCAGCACGGACACCACGGGGAAGUGGUUGCAAAGGCGCUGGCAGCAAGAAACGCAACCACGUACUCUCAGGGGGUGUUUGACAGCGGGCGCUUAACCUUCCAAAUCAGGCAGGUGGGCGCGAACGGAACAGUGGUUGCCAACCUGACGUCAUCGCGGGUGACGGCCGAGGACGGAGCAGAUUACACGGUGGCCGUGCGGUGGAAUGGAACACACGCGUCCACAACGCGCGUGACGGACGUGCCGGGAAACUCCGUGUCCGUUCUGCUCCAGCUGCCGCAAUACGUUGUGAUGUCAUGCGGCGAGAUUCUGUUCUCCAUCACGGGUCUGGAGUUUGCGUUUUCGGAGGCGCCCGGGAGCAUGAAGGCUGUGGUGCAGGCGGCGUGGCAGCUGACUGUUGCCAUUGGCAGUCUCAUUGUCAUCAUCGUGGCAGAGUCGUCGUUCUUCUCGCGCCAGCGGGAUGAGUUCUUCUUCUUUGCCGGGGUGAUGGGCGUUGUCUGCCUCAUCUUCGUGUACAUUGCGCAAUCGUACCGGUACAGGAAUCCGCUCUAUCGCGACACCACGUCGACAAAGGGCAGCGCGCAGCAAGACACGACGCCCCUCAUUGACAGGGAGGACUCGGAGGACGCUGCGUCCACCUCAUUCGCAUAGUCCAGUUGUCGUCCGUUCCUCUGCCAGAGGCAGAGAGAGAGAGUGUGUGUGUGUGUGUGUGUUUGUAGUCGAAGAAAGGAGAGGCGUGUGUUGCAUGUGGUAUGUAUGUGGUAGAUGGACGUGGCGGGGGGGUUGAAGUGUUGUAACCUUUGCUGUCACGUUGGUUGAGUUGCCAUUAUUCGUUGUUGUUGUUGUUGUUGCCAUUAUUCGUGGUUCAUAUUUGCUGUUGCCAUUAGUUGUUGCGACUGCUUGCCUCGUCGUUGUCAGCGUUGUUAUCGCUGUUAGCGUAUCAGUUACCCAUCAUACACGCUUGCUCACGG
Molecule: messenger RNA, 3098 nt
Organism: Salpingoeca rosetta
Lineage: Eukaryota; Choanoflagellata; Craspedida; Salpingoecidae
Product: oligopeptide transporter
Exons: 3
Coding region: 58-2778 (906 amino acids)
Biological process (GO): transmembrane transport
Cellular component (GO): membrane
Molecular function (GO): dipeptide transmembrane transporter activity
Source: RefSeq, a predicted model, not a curated record